GCCGCGCGGCGGCGGCGCCGGGCGGGCGCGCGUCCGCGGCGGUGAUGGCGGUGCGUGAACGCGCGGCGGCAGCAAUGGCCGCUCUGGAGCGGCGGGUGCCGAGUCUCGAUGACUUCGCGGGACAGAGUUGGAGCUCGUGGGUGGAGCGGGCCGACCUGCCUGCGGCUGAUGGGGCUGAGCUGGAGGAGAGUAGCAAAAACAUGAAGAAGUUGGAUGCUAUGACCCUCAUUAAAGAAGACAUGUCCAUCUUCGGGCACUGCCCUGCCCAUGAUGACUUCUAUCUGGUUGUGUGUAACCACUGUAGCCAGGUGGUGAAGCCUCAAGCUUUCCAGAAGCACUGCGAAAGAAGACAUGGGCCCCUCAGCAAGCUUUAUACCCGGGCCCCACCCCCACCUCCAGCCCCUGCCAGCUCUCAGAAAUGCCAUGUAGUGAAUGGUCAGGGCCCAGCUUGUAGGGCCCCAGGUUCUACCAAAACCUCCUCCAGGGAGAAGGGCCAGGGGUCCCGGAGUCGCAGCCACCAGCCUCCUGAGAAGACCCAGAAGGACAACCUCUGCCUGUUCGUGCCUGUGGUGAAUCUGGAGAAGAUGUCCAGUCUCCCGAAGCCCGAUGGACAUGGAAUCAGGGUGGCCCCACCCUCUGCUUUCCUCAGCCAGCCAGGCAGCCUCCCCAAGGACUCCCCUGGAAAAACCCCUAUGGCUCUCCCUUCUAAAGAACCGCCUGGCAGAGAGAGCAUCGAGAUAAUCCCUGGUGAGGGUUCCAGUCACCGGGCCGAAGGCAGCCCCCCAGAGAAGGAGCCUGGUGGGGCCAGGCUGCCCCCCAAAACCCACCGCAAGAUGGCUCGGAAGGAGUGCGACCUCAACAGGCAGUGUGGGGUCAUAAAUCCAGAGACCAAAAAGAUCUGUACCCGCCUGCUGACCUGCAAGAUCCACUCCGUACACCAGCGCCGGGAGGUCCAGGGCCGGGCCAAGGACUUUGAUGUGCUAGUGGCAGAGCUGAAGGCCAACUCCCGAAAAGGAGAAUCUCCCAAGGAGAAGAGCCCAGGGCGCAAGGAGCCAGCACUUGAGCGCCCCUCCCAGGAGUCUUCGUCCUCAAUCCAGGCUGUGGCAGCUGUGGCUGCUGCCAGCAGCACCUUCUCUGCUCGAACCAAGCAGACCUACCCAUACUGUGCACUGCCCAGGUCCCGGGCCUCCUCUGAAAGUGAGUUGGAUGAUGAAGGUCCCUGUGGUGGUGAUGGGGACCCAGGCCUGUUCCCCUUCCCCCUGCCCCGGGGUGGGGCCCAGGCCUCCAGCGAGGAGAGUGAGGAGGAGGGGACAUCUGAGGACCUCCACCUCCCCCCUGACUGCCAUUAUGCAACCCGGCCCCCGCGGCCACAGGCGUUCUGCACCUUUGGGAGUCGGCUGGUGAGCCCAGGAUGCUACGUGUUUAGCCGCCGGCUGGACCGGUUCUGCUCAGCACUCAGCUCCAUGCUGGAAAGGCACCUCAGCUCACACAUGUGGAAGAAGAUCCCACCGGCAGUUGAACCUCCAUCCCACCUUGUCACCUCCCCCUUAUCUGCUCCCCUGAGCCCAUCCUCUAUGGGCAACUGCCCCCGACUUCCAGGCCCACCCCCCAGACCUGCCUGCCCAGUUUCCACGCCCCCCACCAAGGACAGCCUUGUCCCCAGCUACACUGCAGGCUCCCCCAGUGUGGCAGCCGCUUGCAGCCAGGCGGAGUGCAUGGGCGGCAGCCAGGCCAUCACCUCACCACUGCCUGCCAACACACCAUCCCCAUCCUUCAGCAAGCUGCCGCCUUCCAAGGCCAGCAAAUCAUCCAAAGGCAAGGAUGGGGCAGAGGUGGAGGCCCCUUCUCGAAAACGGAAGUUAUCCCCUGGCCCCACCACUUUCAAACGGACAUGUAUCCUGGAGCCCACUGGAAAAGGCAAACCUUCUGGCUGCCGGGGCCUCUCAGCCAAGACUAAAACAGCCCUAGGCAUGGGGCUUAAUGGGACUGUGGGGCCAAGAGUAAAGCGGGCAGGGCCCCUGGACUGUCGGGGUUCCCCUCAUCAGCUUCCCACACCAGUCAAGGCUUCUCAGCUGGAGAACCGGGGAGCAGCUGGACACCCAGCCAAAGCCCUGCCAACCAGCUGCCUCUCUGAGGAAGAGGUAGCCAAGAAGCGGAAAAACCUGGCCACUUACUGCCGGCCAGUGAAGGCCAAGCACUGUCAGGCUGGUGCCCCUUCUGAAGGGGCCUGCUCUGUGCGCCGCAAGAAGCCAGGCCCGGCCCUGGCCUUUGAGGAGAAGUGCUCUACACUGAAGUCAAAAGCCCAUUAACAAGAAAGUGCCUGCCCACUGCAAUGGAGCCGCCAGCACCUCCUCCCUUCCAGAUCCGGGCCCCAGGCUGCUGCCGCUUUUUAUAACUUUAUAUUAUUUUUUUUUAAGAAAAAAAAAAAAAAACCUCUUUAAAAUA
Messenger RNA from Sciurus carolinensis (gray squirrel), 2445 nucleotides. It is a transcript of the gene Atxn7l2, whose product is annotated as ataxin 7 like 2. NCBI's taxonomy places the organism in Eukaryota, Metazoa, Chordata, Mammalia, Rodentia, Sciuridae. The transcript is spliced from 11 exons. Bases 45 to 2309 code for a protein of 754 amino acids. The record is from RefSeq and is a predicted model, not a curated record.